UUUGAUUUAAUGGAAGAAUCUUCUAGUAAAUGGCAAAAGAAAACCAAAGUAUUCCAACUAAUAGAAGAAGAUUCUGAAGCAGAAUUUGGUCUAACUACUCAAGGAAAAGAAACCCCAACUCCUGAAAUCAUUGACCAAAAAGAUGAGUCUGAAAAAGAUUCAAAAAAUUUAGAUAAAAAACAUCAGGAAAUAUGGCAAAAGAGUAUUCAGAUAGCAAAAGACAUGUUUAAAGUAGAUAAUGCUGAAUAUGCUUUCUCAACCUGGUUUGCAGAAAUAGAAUCCAAAAAAUAUGAAGCUGGGAUGACCGAAAAGCGAGCCCAAGAAAUUUUAAAUGCAAUUGAUAAUGGCGAGUUCUUAAUAAGAAUAAAAUUUAUUAGAAAUGAUUCUGCAAGUAGAAAAUACAUCAGGGGUAGCCCCAAUGUUAUACUUACAAAGAAAACAAAACAAGAAUUUUGGGUAGGAAUAGACAAAAAAUUUCUGGUCAGAGAAGUCAGUGAGCAAUCUAAAUCAGAUGUCAAUCGAUUAAUGCCUAUAAAGGAUGGUAAGUUUAUACAGAGCAGAAAAAAUAAAGAAAAACAACUUACUCAUCAUCUUGUAAUAGAUGAAGGUGAACUUGAUUUCUUAAUAAAAGAUUGUACAGAUGCUGAAACUUUUGCUAGAAGAGAAAGAUUAAGGAUUGUUACAGAUUCUAUAUAUAUACAAAAAGAGGCAUUAUAUAAGAUCAAAAAUAUAUCAGCAUUCUUCAACCAAGUUGAGGUAAAGUUGGAUCCAAAUUUAUAUUCAUACUAUCCUUCUUGUGCAAUGUGUAGUGAUUCAGAAGAAUUUCUUAUUUUAAAAUCAGAAUAUGCAAAAUGGAUUAAAGAGUUUCUAAAAACAAAAAGGCCUCUAGUAAAAUAUGAAUAUUCUUGCCAGAAGCAGUUAAAUCAGCAAGAAGAACAAGAGAGUAAAAAAAUAUAUGAACCAGUUGCUGAUAUUGUAUACUGGCCAAAGAAUAGAUAUUGGAAAUCGAUCAAAGAUAUUUCAGAUAGUACAGCUUCAUCAAUUCAUGAUCUUAUUACAAGAUAUCAAAAAUCAUAUCUUAAUGAGAAAGGAGGAUUUGAAAAACAUAAUGUAAAAGCUCAAACCUGGCAUAGCUUCUUUAGAUGGAAUGGAGUAGAAGAAUGGACAUCUGAACAUAUGGGAGAGAAGAAAUUUCUAUGA
Cetraspora pellucida is the source of this 1200-nucleotide messenger RNA. The record is from the annotation of a GenBank genome assembly. NCBI's taxonomy places the organism in Eukaryota, Fungi, Glomeromycota, Glomeromycetes, Diversisporales, Gigasporaceae.